AUGGCUCCCGAGAGCGAUUCAUCUGGGCAACCAGUCAUGGACCCUGAGUGGGCAGCUGAGAGCAAUCUUACUCGGAUUCUUGCCAUCUCCGCUAUUGUGCAUGUUAUUACUGCCAUUGUUGUUGGCCUAAGGCUCUACGCGCGAGUGUUUGUAUUGCGCAAACCCGCAAUAGAUGACAUAUUCAUCGUAGGAGCAUAUUUUGGUGGACUGGCAGAAUUGGUAUCAUUCAUCGUUGGGGGCUACCAUGGCCUUGGACGCCAUCAACAAACCCUAUCAGUGGCCGAUCUUGCAGGCAUCGACCAUGCUGUCUACGUCCAAUCCAUAAUCGCAGCCAUCAUUGGUUUCGCACUACUGAAAGUAUCAAUCGCGAUUUUUCUGCUCCGGCUGGGCAAGAACACCACCUGGUUCAGCCGUACCUUGUGGGUGACAAUAGCAUUCAUCGCAGUGUAUACCCUGUUCGCAUUCUUCAGUUUCACAUUCCGAUGCUGGCCUAUAUCUGGGGUAUGGAACAAAACCAUCAACGCCAAAUGCUACUCAUGGACUUUCUUUGUCGCGUGCAACAUGUUCACUGACAUUGUUUUCGCGACUAUACCUAUACCAAUCAUCUGGAGUCUGCAGAUGUCACGGCGAACACGUUUGGGGUUGAUCGGGCUGUUAAGCGUAGGUUGGCUUGCAGCUUCCAUGGGUAUUCCAAAGGCCUAUUACCAGUUCGCAUCGUCGACGAUGGUAGACCAGACUUUCGAUCAAAGCAUGAACUUUUGGGGAAACAUGCAAAUGCACAUGGGCAUCAUUGCAGCCUCGGUACCCUGCCUCAAGCCGCUCUUCAAGAAGAGCUCGAGCUCAACCAGCAACAACAACAACAACCAGUACGAUGACAUCGAACGGCCCCCAACGUACGGCAGUGGAAGGCCAAGCAAGCGUCGCAGGACCUUUUUGACGACGAACGGAACACUGAAUGGCAACGAGGAUUUCGAAUUGACAUCUAGAAGUAGCGUACGAGAGAGUGUGCUAGGAAACUUCUCGACUUCAGGCCAGGGCAAGAAGAAAGCUGUCUACAGCGUCACUGAGGAGCGAGUUGGAAGCGAGGACAACAUCCUCGACGACAAGGAGGAUCUGAGGGGCAUCAUGCGCACAAGGGAAGUGACUGUUCAACAUACAGAAAAGCCAGACCAGAGGUGA
Messenger RNA from Alternaria rosae, 1179 nucleotides. RefSeq lists its product as uncharacterized. The record is from RefSeq and is a predicted model, not a curated record. NCBI's taxonomy places the organism in Eukaryota, Fungi, Ascomycota, Dothideomycetes, Pleosporales, Pleosporaceae. Bases 1 to 1179 code for a protein of 392 amino acids. The transcript is spliced from 6 exons.